GCUCUUACGUUGGUCCCAGUGACUGCAAAGCAUCACGUUGUUGCACGUCACUUGCCAAUCUUGCCAUAAUAUUUGAAGUUUAUGUCAAAAACUUUCAGGUUAACCUUUUAAAAUUAUUCGAUUUAUUUGCAUAAAAGCGUCCCGAAAUGGCGCUUCGCACUGCGUUGGCAAACGCCAGUUCCCGCUUGCUGCAUGAGCACAUCAGCGGGGUGGUAAGAGCCCCAUUGCUGAAUGCCCAGUUUGUGCGGCAUCGCAAAACCAAGCAUUGGCUCCCCAAAUGGAAGCAGUUGCGGCGACUGAAAGUGAUCCCAGUGAAGCUGCCCGAGCUGGGUAAAAAACCCAGUGAUUUAACCGAAGAAGAAAUGCGUUCCCGGAUGAAGGAGCAAGGCCUGGUCCCGCCCAGGCCUUGGAUGGAGCACCAGCACUUUAUCUCCUCCUCUGGCGACAUUUUUGAGCCGUAUGUUCCUCCGGAAGGGGACGGCAAGGUUUCCCCAAUCAGUGCUCAGGGGGCUAAGCAAAACUUGGUGUUCCUGGAAAAGAAGAGUCGUACCAUGCUGGCGGUGCGUAAAAUCCGCCAGUACGACGAAGACUUCGAUGGGCCCGAGUUCUGCAAAAGUGCCACCGAUAUCUACAUUAAAAUGCACGAAUGCAUGGCUGCUAACGACAAGGAAACCCUGAUCAACUACAUCACUGAGAGAGCCUACCCUGAAGUCGUCCAUAACAUUGACAACAAAACGUUGCGCUGGAAGUACCUGAAGGAUAUCGAGCUGCCCCGAAUUGUCCAUGCCAGGAAUACAGAAGUGAUCACGCCAGAUAAUGUUUUCGCCCAAGUUACCGUCAGAUUCCACACUCAGCAAACUUUGGCGAUUUACGACCGGUUCGGUCGUUUGAUGCACGGGAGCGAAAUCCUGGCGAAAGACGUCCUGGAAUAUGUGGUUUUCGAAAAACACCUUUCCAAUCAGUACGGGCUUUGGAGAGUUCACGCGAAAAUCAUCCCGACAUGGCUGCCUCCAAAGGACAACACAAAGCUGACCUACAGGAAGGUGUUCGAGACUGUAGUGGACCCGAACGUUGUCCCCCAUGACGACGCCACUGAUAAAACAGCAGAGAAAACCCCCAACUAGUAAAGGCUGUAAGCAAGCUUGUAGCAAUUCGUUGCGAUUUUUUAGUAUUAAAUUUGUAAGAGGACAAA
This is a messenger RNA of Dendroctonus ponderosae (mountain pine beetle), 1192 nucleotides long. RefSeq names its product probable 39S ribosomal protein L45, mitochondrial (gene mRpL45). The transcript is spliced from 4 exons. Gene Ontology annotation, cellular component: mitochondrion. Bases 147 to 1124 code for a protein of 325 amino acids. NCBI's taxonomy places the organism in Eukaryota, Metazoa, Arthropoda, Insecta, Coleoptera, Curculionidae. The record is from RefSeq and is a predicted model, not a curated record.